Pundamilia nyererei is the source of this 701-nucleotide messenger RNA. RefSeq names its product leukotriene B4 receptor 1-like. Gene Ontology annotation, biological process: complement receptor mediated signaling pathway; inflammatory response; phospholipase C-activating G protein-coupled receptor signaling pathway. The record is from RefSeq and is a predicted model, not a curated record. Lineage: Eukaryota; Metazoa; Chordata; Actinopteri; Cichliformes; Cichlidae. Gene Ontology annotation, cellular component: plasma membrane. The coding region runs from base 141 to 701 and encodes 186 amino acids. The transcript has 2 exons. Gene Ontology annotation, molecular function: complement receptor activity; G protein-coupled receptor activity.
AGGUGGGGGAAAGUGAGGUGGGACCAAAAGGUUAAAAGAAAAGGAAGAAACUACAACAUCUUUAACAUAUUCAGACUCCUUUUCAAGCACAUGGUGUUUUCUUUUCUGUGUUGGGAUUUACAUUUAACUUGGAAACAAAGAUGGCCCACAGAGAUUGUUCAAAUUUGACAAACACUGCUGUAGGAAAUGAAACCAUUAUGGAUAAUCCAGUUGCCACAUCUAUGGGUGCCUUCAUCCUCAGCCUCAUCUUUCUCCUGGGCUGCCCAGGAAAUUUGUUCGUCAUCUGGAGCAUCGCGGCACGAGCCCGAAAGCAAUCUGUCACUACUCUUCUCAUCCUUAACUUAGCUAUCGCAGAUGGCUUUCUAAUGGCUUUAACCCCGUUUUUCAUUGUCUACCUCGUUAAACAGAACUGGGUGUUUGGGAAUGUAAUGUGUAAGGUCCUCUACUACCUGUGUCUAGCCAACAUGUACGCUUCCAUCCAGCUCAUUAUGAUGAUGAGCCUCUACAGGCUGGUGGCUGUGCUGUGGCCACAACGUGUCAGUGUUAUCACCACCCAAAAGACGGUACCGCGUGUGCUGGCAGCGGUGUGGGCACUGGUGAUUGCCGCCUCCAUUCCUGCACUCCUCUUCAGAGAAGUGAGGGACAAGGGACCUAUGCAUGUUUGCGAUUCCUUCCAUGAUUUGUGCAGCCAUGUGAGUUGA